GUCAGUGGUAGAUGUCAUAAGCGCGCGACUCUCGCCUGUACCUGGGCAUCCAGGAAAAUGGUGGUGAUGGCGCGACUCUCGCGGCCCGAGCGGCCGGACCUUGUCUUCGAGGAAGAGGACCUCCCCUAUGAGGAGGAAAUCAUGCGGAACCAGUUCUCUGUCAAAUGCUGGCUUCGCUACAUCGAGUUCAAACAGGGCGCCCCGAAGCCCAGGCUCAAUCAGCUAUAUGAGCGGGCACUCAAGCUGCUACCUUGCAGCUACAAACUCUGGUACCGAUACCUGAAGGCACGUCGGGCACAGGUGAAGCAUCGCUGUGUGACCGACCCCGCCUACGAAGAUGUCAACAACUGUCAUGAGAGGGCCUUUGUGUUCAUGCACAAGAUGCCCCGUCUGUGGCUAGAUUACUGCCAGUUCCUCAUGGACCAGGGGCGCGUCACACAUACCCGCCGCACCUUCGACCGUGCCCUCCGGGCACUGCCCAUCACGCAGCACUCUCGAAUUUGGCCCCUGUAUCUGCGCUUCCUGCGCUCACACCCACUGCCCGAGACAGCUGUGCGAGGCUAUCGGCGCUUCCUCAAGCUGAGUCCCGAGAGUGCAGAGGAGUACAUUGAGUACCUCAAGUCAAGUGACCGGCUGGAUGAGGCCGCACAGCGCCUGGCCACUGUGGUGAACGACGAGCGUUUCGUGUCUAAGGCUGGCAAGUCCAACUACCAGCUGUGGCACGAGCUGUGCGACCUCAUCUCCCAGAACCCGGACAAGGUACAGUCCCUCAAUGUGGACGCCAUCAUCCGUGGGGGCCUCACCCGCUUCACCGACCAGCUGGGCAAGCUCUGGUGUUCGCUCGCUGACUACUACAUCCGCAGCGGCCACUUCGAGAAGGCUCGGGAUGUGUACGAGGAGGCCAUCCGGACGGUGAUGACCGUGCGGGACUUCACACAGGUGUUUGACAGCUAUGCCCAGUUUGAGGAGAGCAUGAUCGCCGCAAAGAUGGAGACCGCCUCAGAGCUGGGGCGCGAGGAGGAGGACGACGUGGACCUGGAGCUGCGCCUGGCCCGCUUCGAGCAGCUCAUCAGCCGACGUCCCCUGCUGCUCAACAGCGUCUUGCUGCGCCAGAACCCACACCACGUGCACGAGUGGCACAAGCGUGUCGCCCUGCACCAGGGCCGCCCCCGGGAGAUCAUCAACACCUACACAGAGGCUGUGCAGACGGUGGACCCCUUCAAGGCCACAGGCAAGCCCCACACUCUGUGGGUGGCGUUUGCCAAGUUUUAUGAGGACAACGGGCAGCUGGACGAUGCCCGUGUCAUCCUGGAGAAGGCCACCAAGGUGAACUUCAAGCAGGUGGAUGACCUGGCAAGCGUGUGGUGUCAGUGCGGGGAGUUGGAGCUCCGACACGAGAACUACGAUGAGGCCUUGCGGCUGCUGCGAAAGGCCACGGCGCUGCCUGCCCGCCGGGCCGAGUACUUUGAUGGCUCAGAGCCCGUGCAGAACCGCGUGUACAAGUCGCUGAAGGUCUGGUCCAUGCUCGCCGACCUGGAGGAGAGCCUCGGCACCUUCCAGUCCACCAAAGCCGUGUAUGACCGCAUCCUGGACCUGCGCAUCGCGACACCCCAGAUCGUCAUCAACUAUGCCAUGUUCCUGGAGGAGCACAAGUACUUUGAGGAGAGCUUCAAGGCGUACGAGCGCGGCAGGCAGAAAACCCAGCCGCCUGCCUGCCCAUGCCGCGGACCAGCAGGCCGGGCGGCUCACCGUGCCGUGGCACUGCCGGAGACCUUGAGGCAUGCUGCGGAGGCCAUGAAGUUGACCUGUGUGUUGUACGUGGCCUGCACGCUGCGCCGGAUCGCCAGCAUCUCCUUGAUGGUGUCCCUCGUUCCUGCGGACCUCGAAGUCCUUCCACGUCUGCAGAACGCGCCGGUCGUCGUCCCCCAGGCCUACCCGGGGUCACAGACUGGGAGCAGAAGCUGUAGAUGGCCCGGGCGCGUCGAUCUCCCCGAGCUUGCACUCCAUAUCUGCAAACCGGCAGCACAUCUCACGCGCGUGCUCGUCCGACAGCACCUGGGACACAGGGUUGGGAUGCAGGAGCGCGACCAGCCCUCGCGUGCCCAGAGCAAGAUCCUGUUCGUGAGGAGUGACGCCUCUCGGGAGGAGCUGGCGGAGCUGGCACAGCAGGUCAACCCCGAGGAGAUCCAGCUGGGCGAGGACGAGGACGAGGACGAGAUGGACCUGGAGCCCAACGAGGUUCGGCUGGAGCAGCAGAGCGUGCCAGCCGCCGUGUUCGGCAGCCUGAAGGAAGACUGACCCGUCCCUCCCUCCCGGAGUUCUACUUCCGU
Messenger RNA from Cercocebus atys (sooty mangabey), 2330 nucleotides. It is a transcript of the gene XAB2, whose product is annotated as XPA binding protein 2. Gene Ontology annotation, cellular component: post-mRNA release spliceosomal complex; Prp19 complex; U2-type catalytic step 2 spliceosome. Gene Ontology annotation, molecular function: protein binding. Gene Ontology annotation, biological process: generation of catalytic spliceosome for first transesterification step; mRNA splicing, via spliceosome. The transcript has 17 exons. The coding region runs from base 58 to 2298 and encodes 746 amino acids. The record is from RefSeq and is a predicted model, not a curated record. Lineage: Eukaryota; Metazoa; Chordata; Mammalia; Primates; Cercopithecidae.